Elgaria multicarinata webbii is the source of this 3891-nucleotide messenger RNA. RefSeq names its product myosin IH (gene MYO1H). Gene Ontology annotation, biological process: vesicle transport along actin filament; actin filament organization. NCBI's taxonomy places the organism in Eukaryota, Metazoa, Chordata, Lepidosauria, Squamata, Anguidae. The coding region runs from base 136 to 3243 and encodes 1035 amino acids. The transcript is spliced from 32 exons. Gene Ontology annotation, cellular component: myosin complex; cytoplasm; plasma membrane. Gene Ontology annotation, molecular function: microfilament motor activity; ATP binding; actin filament binding. The record is from RefSeq and is a predicted model, not a curated record.
ACAUUGCAACAAUAUGUUUAAAGUCCAGCCGACAAAAUUUAGAAAGGUUUCCUUUGUGGAAUAGACAGAGGAGAAGCCCGAGGGAGCUGAGACCUGCAGAAAGAAGCGGCGUGGCGGAAGCCCUACCAGCUGAACAUGGAAGGAGCUCUGGUAGCCCGGGAUAGAGUCGGGGUUCAAGAUUUUGUCCUCUUGGAUUCCCACACAAGUGAAUCUGCCUUCUUGGACAACCUUCGCAAGCGAUACCGGGAGAACCUCAUAUACACAUACAUUGGGACUCUCCUGGUUUCUGUGAAUCCAUACAAGGAACUGGACAUCUAUACGGUUAAGCAGAUGGAGCAAUAUAAAGGAGUCAACUUCUUUGAACUGCCACCACACAUUUACGCCAUAGCUGACAACGCCUACCGGAUCAUGUGCACGGAAUACAAUAACCACUUCAUCCUGAUCUCUGGGGAGAGCGGAGCUGGGAAGACCGAAGCCUCCAAGAAAAUACUUCAGUACUUUGCAAUGACCUGUCCCACCACAGAGCAGUUGCAGAUCGUCCGGGAUCGUCUGCUUCUCUCCAAUCCUGUCCUGGAGGCUUUUGGAAAUGCAAAAACUUUACGGAAUGACAACUCGAGCAGGUUUGGAAAGUACAUGGACAUCCAGUUUGAUUUUAAGGGAGCUCCCGUUGGUGGGCACAUCCUCAGCUACCUGAUAGAGAAAUCUCGCGUCGUUCACCAGAAUCCCGGGGAACGGAACUUCCACAUCUUCUACCAGUUGCUGGAAGGCGGGGAAGAAGACCUUCUUCAUAGACUUGGCCUGGAACGCAGACCUCAGAAGUACAUGUACCUAGUACAGGUUGGGUGCUGUGCCAAAGUGCCUUCCAUUAAUGACAGGAGCGACUGGAGAAUGGUCCACAAAGCGUUCACCGUCAUUGACUUUACGGCGAGAGAUAUUGAGAACCUGUUUGGCAUCAUUGCAAGCGUCUUGCACCUGGGCAACAUCCAGUUUGAGGAGGAUAGCAACGGCCAUGCCAUCAUCACCAGAGGCACCCAGAUCAAGUGGAUCUCAAAGCUUUUGGGCGUCCACCUCUCCAUUCUGCAAGAAGCUCUUACCCACCGAAAAAUUGAGGCCCGGUUUGAAGAGGUUUUAAGCCCAUUGGACGUGGACUUGGCGUUUUAUGCUCGAGACGCGGUAGCAAAGGCGAUCUACGGACGGACAUUUACUUGGCUGGUCAACAAAAUCAACGGCUCUUUAGCAAACAAGGAUAUCACCGAAAAAACCGUGAUUGGGUUACUAGAUAUUUAUGGCUUUGAAGUCUUUGAGACAAACAGUUUUGAGCAGUUCUGCAUCAACUACUGCAACGAGAAGCUGCAGCAGCUACUAAUAGAGAUGACCUUGAAGGCAGAACAAGAAGAGUAUGAGCACGAAGGCAUUGAGUGGGAAACAGUCCCAUAUUUCAACAACAAGAUUAUAUGUGACCUGGUGGAACAGAAACACAAGGGGAUCAUUUCCAUACUGGGGAAAUCCAGCACGGUUUGGAUUCAGAACCAAAGGCGUUGUCAUUUCCUUCUCCUUUUAAGGACGAAGAAUGCUUGCGGCCCGGCGAAGCGACCGACCUCAGUUUCCUGGAAAAGUUGGAGGAGAAAGCGAAAGCUUGCAGAUCAGAAGACACGGAAAUCCAUCGACUGGGUGGACUUCCGCCUCCUUCACUAUGCCGGGGAGGUGACCUAUUGCACAGUAGGAUUUUUGGAGAAAAAUAACGAUCUGCUCUACCGGAACCUUAAAGAGGUGCUCUGCAAGUCUAAAAAUGGCAUCCUCAGAGAAUGUUUCCACCUGUCAGAGCUGGACAACCGGAAAAGGCCUGAGACAGUUGCGACUCAGUUCAAAACGAGCCUGGCCAGUUUGAUCGACAUCCUCAUGUCCAAGGAGCCGUCCUACAUUAGGUGCAUUAAACCCAAUGACGACAAGGAGCCCGACAAAUUUGAUGACUCCUUGAUAAAGCACCAGGUGAAGUACCUGGGAUUGAUGGAGCACCUGCGAGUGAAGCGAGCCGGCUUUGCUUACCGACGGAAAUAUGAGCACUUCCUGCAAAGGUAUAAGUCCCUGUGCCCGGACACGUGGCCUCAAUGGCAGGGGACAGCUGCCAAGGGAGUGGAGAAACUCGUAAAACAUAUCGGCUUCAAACCAGAAGAGUAUAAGCUGGGAAGGACCAAACUAUUCAUUCGUUUCCCGAGGACUCUGUUUGCCACUGAAGAUGCCUAUGAAUACAGAAAACACCGGCUGGUUUCCAGAAUACAAGCCAAAUAUAGAGGAUGUAUAGGGAAGCGGGAGUUCCAGAAGAUGAAACAAGCUGCCAUCAGAUUGGAGGCCCGCUGGAGAGGGGUCCUGGCGCGAAAGCAUGCCAAGAAGAGGAUGUGGGCGGCCCAGACGAUCCGGAAGUACAUCAAAGGUUUCAUCCUCCGGAAGCAGCCCCUCUGCCCCGAGAACAUCGAUUUUGUGAGGCUCGCACAGUACAACUAUCUCCUAAGGCUGAGGGACCACAUUCCAAGGACCGUCUUGGACCCGCGCUGGCUCAAGCCCCCACAGGUCAUGGAAGAGACGUCGGAGUUCCUGAAGAAGAUUUGCCUGAGGAACCUCGUCCGGAAAUACUGCCGUGGCAUUCCAGCGGAGAAGAAAGCGCAGAUGCAGCAAAAGAUGGUUGCCAGUGACCUCUUCCGUGGGAAGAAGGCCGGCUACGCGGAGAGCUUGAACGAACCAUUUGUGGACACCAGGAGAAAUGAGAGUGACCUCAGUCCCAAAAUCCUGCAGAUGAUCCGCCACGAGAAGGUGAAGUACGUAACACCGGUGGUGAAGUUUGACCGGAACGGCUUCAAACCCAGAGAGCGGCUGCUUGUUUUGACACGCGUGACAGCUUACGUGGUGGACACGGCCAAGAUCAAGCAGAAGAUUGAUUACGCGAUGAUCAAAGGCAUUUCUGCCAGCACUCUGAGUGACAGUAUCUUAGUCAUCCACGUUUCAGAAGACAGUAAGCAAGAGAAGGGAGAUGCAAUUCUACAGUGUGAGCACUUUUUCGAGACCAUCACAAAACUCUGCAUGCUGGCCAACAAACAGGAAGAAGUCAAGGUGGUUGAGGGAAGCCUCCAGUUCCAAAUCAGUUCGGGGAAAGAAGGAACCAUGGUUUUCACCACUGGCCACGAGUCUCAGAUCUACAAAGCCAAAACCGGAGAGCUGACCGUGGUAUCAACCCAAAUAAAAUCUUGAUGGAAACAAACGAGUUCUCGAUAUGCCUCUUUACCAGACCUGCUUGGAAAAGAAAGUGACCCGACCCACUCGCGACCUGUACGGAGAAGAGAAGCCGCAUCUGUCGAUCAACCAGAAUUCGGAUCUUUACGAGGAGGCACCCUGAUGCCAUACGACUUGUUGCAGUGAGCUCAUGACCUGCAUUUUAAGUCUGUCCUGUUUUUGUUUUUUUUAAAAAAAGCAAUACCACAAAGACACAAACGGUUUAGCUGUUAAUAGUAGACCCCGUUACUGUCUAUAAACACCCCAACAACUGAUGUUAAAUUAGGGCUGUAUUUCUGUCGUAACUUGCCUCUGAAACGAAGUUGACAAAGGCGUCGUGCUCCAUGCUGAGAGAUCUCGCAGAUUUCCUUCCCAAAUAUUCUGGGCAAUCUUUUAACAGAGGCCACCCAGCUGUCCCUGACGGUAGCGUAAGUCACAGCCGUCCUCAAUUUUGCCCAGCUGCUGUUUUGAAGUGGAAGCUGAGAUUCCCGCUUUUGGGGCCAGCUCCUGCACAGCGGCGGGCAAAGAUGCCACUCCUGAAAUCGUGCCUCCGCCUUCCUCUCUGUACUAGCGUCAUGUGAUGUGUUGAAAAAUUAAAAGGAUGAAGGGAAAACUGGCUUUAAAAUG